AUGAGAAGUGAUUUUGAAAAACCAGAUAAAAAUUCAGAUACAUUAUUUUAGAUUAUUUAAUUCUAAAAUAUAAAACAUAAAGAAUUUAAAUUCCAAUUCAAACUAACUCCAAGGAGUGGAACUGACCGAGCAAUCUUCAAUUUAACAUUUGAGUUAAACGUAAUUUAAAGAGUUACUUGUACUGGAUAAAUAAAUAAUAUAUCAAAAUGGGGAAAUAUGAUCUGUAGAUGUGAACUGUACUUAGAAUUAUUAAAUUAGUCUCACAUGUUCAUCAUUUCCAAAUCUGACCCUAACUUUAGAAUUUAAAAUAAUUGCACAAGUUAGAUAGACCUAAAAGAUUAUUAUAAAUUUGAACGUCUGAAAUUCGAUUACUUAUAUUAAAAACUAGAUAUCUAUUUUUUUUAAGAGACCAAUCACAUGAUCUAGUCAUCCAAUAAUAUUCCAAAAUAAAUGAAAAAUUAGUUAAACUUAAUAUAGUCUUUAUUUUCAUUUGAUAAAAAUUACUUUAAAAAACUUUAUUCAAUAGACCAAUUGUCAAUCUAACUUCUAAAUAAUCAUUCAAUAUAAAGAUUAUUAACAACACUUUUCAACCGUAGAAAUGUUUCCACAAAAUUUGUAUCCUUUAAUUAAAUACUAUGUAAGUCCGACAAUAAUGUGUCAUCUGUACAUCAGAAAUAAGUUAAUUAGGAACAAAAUCCAAUAGCUCCUAUUCUAACUUAACAAUGA
Paramecium tetraurelia is the source of this 726-nucleotide messenger RNA. RefSeq lists its product as uncharacterized. Lineage: Eukaryota; Ciliophora; Oligohymenophorea; Peniculida; Parameciidae. The transcript has a single exon. The record is from RefSeq and is a predicted model, not a curated record.